AUGUCUAAGCGUACUUUGUCCUCUUCUAUCUCUUCUCGUCAAACUCGGGCCUCUACUGCGGCCAUUCUUCCCAACGUCGACCCCAAACUCCUUAUGCGUCAUACGAAAAGGAUGAGGAUCUCCUCUCAAGCUCCAGCCCCUUCUCAACCUCCAUUGGUUGAUGCUUCUCGUAGGGCUCUGGACACCAUUAAGGAUCGAUAUCAAUCCGGUCCUUCUCGCGCUCAACAAUCGCCUCCUCUCGAUGACGCGAUCAUCGAGCAAUUCCUCGACUUCGAAGGUGGGGCAGGGCCAUCUGCCACUGGUGAGAACCCAUCUCCCGCCAAGUCCGUCGAAUCCGAACACGGUACCAUCGUCGAGAAUCAAAAUUCUCCUGGUAAUAAGUCCCCUGUGCCACCUUCUGAACAUUUAGACGGGCUUGACGAUGUUCCCCCCGAACUCGAAAUCAUUUUUCGCGCUCCUCGCAAGGUUUCCGCUAAUGAAGAACUUGCCAAGGCUCUGGACGCUCGAAAAGACUCGGAAAUUGGUGAGAUCUCUAUAGAAUUCUCCACUCUCUGGGCCAAAAUGUCCUUUUCCUCUGUUAGUAUCGCUCUGAAGGACGAAGCCCUCGAUCGUUUUUGCGAGACUGGCGCCCUUAAUCUUACUGCUAAAUGGUUUAGGAAUGCUCUCAAUCGCUUGGCCCAAGGUUGGCGACUUCGCAACAAGAAUGGUGAUGUCGUCCGUCUCGAGGGUGAGCUCUGCUCGGAUUGCCAGCGUCGCCUCGAUGGUGGAGAAGAUUUUCGUGUCUGUUGUAUCGGCCCUCGGAACUUCAAAGUGUUCGGUGAAAACCAACAAUCCCAAGGCCAAAUUUUGCGAGGUAUCUAUCUUCUUUCUUCGAACUUGAUCGAUGUUGAUGUCAAGGGUGUCACCGUCGGGGUCCAGACUGUCACCUCCAAGGUUACUUUCGUCCUGGAGCAUGAACUCUGUGCUGUCUCGGCCCGUUAUCGAUCCCUUUCCUCCCAGGAUCAAUCCUCUUCCCUCACCCAACUCUCCGCUUACAUCCACCUCUUUUCCUCUCUCCUUCUUCCUCUUCCCCCAGUACAUCUGGGUCUCUACAAAUCUCUCCAUCUCAUUCCUUCCGACUACACCCCUCCCUCUCCUUCUGAAACCUUGGAUCAUCUCACCUCUGCUGCUGAUCCUACCGGAUUGACUUCUUCCCAACCAGUCGCCGGUCCCUCCUCUUCUCCCCAUACUCCUCUCCCCCGCAAUGUCAUUCGUAUUCCUGCUUCGGCCCGUCGUCCCCGAGCCACUUCUACCGCCUCCAACUUCUAG
Messenger RNA from Tremella mesenterica DSM 1558, 1308 nucleotides. RefSeq lists its product as uncharacterized. NCBI's taxonomy places the organism in Eukaryota, Fungi, Basidiomycota, Tremellomycetes, Tremellales, Tremellaceae. The transcript is spliced from 5 exons. The record is from RefSeq and is a predicted model, not a curated record. Bases 1 to 1308 code for a protein of 435 amino acids.